CUUAGCCCAGCAAAUAGCCCUCAGAACGGAGCUUUGGAUCGUAAAUCUCAUUCAAGUCGGUGAAGGCUAUCUGACAACAGCAAAGUUGUAGCCAGAUACAUUUUAGUUCUUAACUGGGGCAGGUGGACUUUUAAAUGUCUUGGGUUUGGACUGAUGUCUUCUCUCACCCAUUAUGGGCAGUAUCGACAGUGAUUUUGGGACUCCUCUUGCGGUCACAGCAGAGAGGGUCCUGGGACCCCCGAGCCUGUCUUGUGCAACUGAAGGGCAAGACCGCCAUAGUUACUGGAGCUAACACAGGUAAUGGUUUUGCAUGGGGCCGCUAGUCAUGGGAUCUAGAUAAAUUCUUGCUUGACUUGUUUUGCUUGGAAUGGUUUAUCCGAUUAGAUUCAAUAAGAAUAUUCCUCCAGCAGCUGCAGACUGCACAGACAAGCAUGUUAACCAACUGGAAAUACAACCAAAUCUACACUUACUCUUGACAAUACUUACUUCUCAAAAUGAAAACGUUUUUCCACACAGCAGUUUAGGGGAAAUCUUUAGAGGACAUGUUUUAAUUUAUACACACUGUAAUUCUAACAAAACGACUCCAAUGAUGACUUCCAGUAAACAUUCCCUUUAAAGUGUCAAAUUAAGUAAUUAAUAUUUUCCAUUCCAAUCAUGAUGCAUUUCCCUCACUUGAACCUCUCACCCUCAAAGUGUCUCAAAUAGACAUCAGAAUGUAGUUAAUUAUAUGCUUUUGGAAUCCCUCUUUAAAUAAGUGAAGAAAGAAAACAAAUUCCAGAGAGAGAGAGAGAGAGAGAGAGAGAGAGAGAGAGAGAGAGAGAGAGAGAGAGAGAGAGAGAGAGAGAGAGAGAGAGAGAGAGAGUAAAUGGAGGGGGGAUGUUCUCCUGUCUGGCCACAUGUUAUUGGUCACAUACACGUGUUUAGCAGAUGUUAUCGCGGGUGUAGCGAAAUGCUUGUGUUUCUAGCUCUGACAGUGCAGUAAUAUCUAACAAGUAAUAUCUAACAAUUUCACAGCAUAUACACAAUACACAGAAAUCUAAGUAAAGCAAUGGAAUUACUGUAGAAUAGUAUAGAAUACGGUAUAUACAUAUGAGAUGAGUAAUGCAAGAUAUGUAAACAUUAUUAAAGUGACUAGUGUUCCAUUUAUUAAAGUGGCCAGUGAUUUCUAAUAUAUGUAUAUAGGUAGCAUCCUCUAAUGUGCUAGUGAAGUCUGAUGGCCUUGAGAUAGAAGCUGUUUUUCAAUCUCUCGGUCCCAGCUUUGAUGCACCUGUACUGACCUCGCCUUCUGGAUGAUAGCGGGAUGAUGGUGGUUGUUGUCCUUGAUGAUCUUUUUGAACUUCCUGUGACAUCGGGUACUGUAGGUGUCCUGGAGGGCUGGUAGUUUGCCCCCGGUGAUGCGUUGGGCAGACCGCACCACCCUCUGGAGAGCCCUGCGGUUGCGGGCGGUGCUGUUGCCGUACCAGGCGGUGAUACAGCCCGACAGGAUGCUCUCAGUUGUGCAUCUGUAAAAGUUUGUAAGGGUUUUAGGUGCCAAGCCAAAUUUCUUCAGCCUCCUGAGGUGAAGAGGCGCUGUUGCGCCUUCUUCACCACACUGUCUGUGUGGGUGGACCAUUUCAGUUUGUCAGUGAUGUGUACACUGAGGAACUUGAAGCUUUCCACCUUCCCCACUGCGGUCCUGUCGAGGUGGAUAGGGGGUGCUACCUCUGCUGUUUCCUGAAGUCCAUCAUCAUCUCCUUUGUUUUGCUGACGUUGAGUGAGAGGUUAUUUUCCUGGCAUCACACUCCCAGAGCCCUCACCUCCUCCCUGUAGGCUGUCUUGUCAUUGUUGGUAAUCUAGCCUACUACUGUUGUGUCGUCUGCAAACUUGAUGAUUGAGUUGGAGGCGUGCUUGGCCACGCAGUCAUGGGUGAACAGGGAGUACAGGAGGGGGCUGAGCAUGCACCCUUGUGGUGCCCCAGUGUUGAGGAUCAGUGAAGUGGAGGUGUUGUUUCCUACUUUCACCACCUGGGGGCGGCCCGUCAGGAAGUCCAGGACCCAGUUGCACAGGGCGGGGUUCAGACCCAGGGCCUCAAGCUUAAUGAUGAGCUUGGAGCUUUUUGACUGUGUCUCUCACUAGCUGGGAAACCAUCAUCCACUUGACUUUUCUCUGGGAAAACAAAAGUUAUUUCAUGGAAAAGGGUUCCUACUCAUGCUAAUGACAUAAACAAUUGGACCAAUAUGACUUCCAGCUGUGCAUGUCAGUUAGCCAGAGCUCAGACAUGCCCAGUCUCAUGUGAAGGAAACUUCUGUAUUUUACAGCUCUAGGUUAUAGCCUGGUCAAUGCUAAACCUCAAACAAAUACACCUUGACCCUGUAGAACUUGGGGACACACUCUUUUCACGCCACUUCAAUACAGCUACGACCAGAAGUGAUUUUUGUAGCAGGUUAGGAGAGCAUUUUUUGCUAACCCUAACCUUUUUCCUAACGUUAACCUAAUUCUCCUAACCUGCUGCGUACAUUCUCCUAACCUGCCACGAAUAAGUAACUUCUGAUUUCAGCGCUAUCAAAGUGGCGUGAAAAUAGUGUUUCUUGUGGAACUUCAAACUUGUGACCUGGAUAUAGGGGUUGCUAGAUGUAGACCAUUUACUGUUUGACACAAUUAUUUUUGACUGCCAUUGCCAUGGCCAUGACCUUUUGCACACAGACGCACACACAUAGACACACUAACACACAUUUCAGACAGACAGACAGACAGACAGACAGAGUGACAGACAGACAGACAGACAGACAGACAGACAGACAGACAGACAGACUCACACAUACUGUACAAGCAGCUCCCUGUUAGAUUGCGGCUCAAGCAACUGCUCUUGAACUUUGUUUUGUCCUCCUGAGUGUCUUUUUCACUAAUCCUCUCACUCUCCAUUGCUCUCUCUACUUUGCCCUUCCCCUGUCUUUCUGUCUCUCUUUCUCUCUCAACCACUUUCACUCUCUCUUUCUCUCAAUCUCCCUCUUGUUCUUUCUCUCUCUAUAUCGCUCUCAUCCUCUUCUCUCCCCUCUACCCCUUCUCCCCUCUCCCACCCCCCCAGGGAUAGGGAAGUUCAUUGCCCUAGACUUUGCCCGGCGGGGGGCUCGUGUUAUCAUGGCGUGCCGGAACGAGGCGCGCGGUACUGCCGCCCUGCAGGAGAUCCGGAAGAGGAGCGGGAACACCAACGUGCACCUGCGCCUGGUGGACACCUCGUCCCUGGCGUCGGUGAGGGCGUUUGUAGAGGGCGUCCUGCGAGAGGAGAAGGAGCUCCACAUCCUGGUCAACAAUGCUGGGGCUUCAGGUGGGUAGCUUCAGGUCAAGAUUCAAAGACAGUUAGGGUGGAAUCCACACUGAAUAUCACUCAGUAUUCACUACUGUUUCACUUAAAACAAUAGACAAUAGUGAAACAGCUCCACAUCUUGGUCAACAAAGCCAGGCCUUCAGCUGGGCACCACGUCCAGAGUCAGCCUGGAAUCCUCACUGAAUAUUGCAAUAUUUUCACUAUUCACCUGAAGCGGAACAAUAAUGAAACGGAGCGAUAUUCAGGGAGGAUUCCAGGCUAUGUGGAUUCCAGGCUAUGAGACAGUCAACCAGGGGUGGACGUCAACAGCCGUAAUACUAGUGUGACCCGGGGCUUCUAGUCGCCAUCAGGCUGUGGUAGCUCAUAGUGCUGAAGCCUGGGCAUGAGGGGAGUUAAUGUAAGUCAUCAGGGCCCAGUUUUUCAAAAGUUAUCUGGUCGGAUUUCGGCAAUUGGAUAUGAUUAAAUGCAUAGAAAUAGAAUGAAUAGAAUGGGCGUAUCAUUGACUUGAAUGGGGACACCCGUUCUAUUCAUUCUAUUUCUGUGAAUUUAAUCCUAGCCAUGCCACCCAAUUACAAUAUUUGGCUCACAAAUUCCUAUAUAUUUUUUGGGACAAUUUGUUUUUUCUUGUUUUUUCACAGCACCGCACAAACAACACAAAAACAAAAACAAAACACAUUCCCCAAGGUGAUCAACAUAUGAUUUCCAAAUUUGGUCAAACACUUCCGGUUCUUGAAAUAAUUUUAUAAUAUACAAAAUCCAACGGUAUGUUGCUAGAUAGUUCAUUCCUCCAGUUUGUUAUUUAGGGUGAGUAUGAGGCUUUCCAAUUGAUCAUCAAUAUUUACAUUUCCCAACAGACAUAAUCGUGUAGAUGGAUGGAUAUAAAUUCCUAGACACAAUGAAAUGAUAGCACAGACAUUAUCCCAAGAUGGUGUCAGUUUGUCACAGGACCACAGCAUAUGUAAUAGGGUUCCUUUAUGCUUUUUGCAUCUCGAACAGAGAUGUGACAUUUCUGGGUGCAUUACAUGCAUUCUGACAGGAGUGUAGUAACUCCUAUGAAUGAUCUUAAAUUGCAGUAGUUUAUGUCUUAGGUUGCAGGAGCAGGUAUUAACAUUUUCUGGGACCAAUGGUUCAAAAGCUGUCAUCAAGGCAAAGGGUGGCUAUUUGAUUUGUUUAACACUUUAUUGGUUACUACAUGAUUCCAUAUGUGUUAUUUCAUAGUUUUGAUGUCUUCACUAUUAUUCUACAAUGUAAAAAAUAGUAAAAAUAAAGAAAAACCCUUGAAUGAGUAGGUGUGUCCAAACUUUUGACUGGUAGUGUAUACGCUUCCUCCAGAUUGUAUGGUAUCAGUACACCCCGGUAUUUCAUGUGUCUUUGUCCAUUUCCACUUAAUUUAACUUUCUAAGCUUGAGAAAUCAUAAUUAGAAAUGGGCUUUAUUUCAGGUUUCUUCUAAUUCACUUUAAAUCCUGAUACAGCACCAUAUGUAUUCAACAGUAGUAAAACAAAUGACAGAGAAUGUCCUGGUUAAGAUAAAGUAAAAUGUCAUCUGCAUACAAUGAUAUAUGUUGAUCUCCACCAAUCUCUCUGCCCCGGAUUGAGCCAUGAGUUCUUAUUAUUGAUGCUAGGGAUUCUGUGGCUAAAGAAAAUAAAUAACUAGACAAAGGACAUCCCUGUCUUGUCCCUCUUGAUAACUGAAAUGAUUCAAAGAUCUGUCCAUUUGUUCAUAUAGAUGCUUUGGGGGAUUUGUACAAUAGCUCAAUCCAGGAAAUACCGGACCAAAACCAAACUUGUUUUAGGCAGCCACCAAACCAUGCCCAUUCCACCCUAUCGAAUGCUUUUUCAGCAUCUAUUGAUGCUGACACUUUUGGAAUGUUCAAGUUCUUUGUAUGAUGGAUUAUAUUGAGAAAAACGUUGGAGAUUGUCUGAAGACAUCCUGUUCUGUAUAAACUCUGUUCGAUCUAAAUGAAUCAACUUUUGUUUCUAUGCGAAAAGCCAAUACCUUAGUUAUGACUUUGUCAUCCACAUUCAAAAGUGAUACUGGGCGGAAGGAUCCGCAUCACAAUGGAUCCUUAUCUUUCUUUUUAAGUAGGUUAAUUGUGGCCAAACAUAGUGACUCAGCGAUGAGGCCUGGGUCCAGGAUGUCCCUAGCGGGGACCCAGCGCCUCUCCUCCGGGCCAUAACCCUCCCAGUCAACCAGGUACUGGAAUCCCCUGCCCCAAGGUUGAACCUUCAGGAGACGCCUCACCAUGUACGCCGGUUGGCCGUUGAUGAGACGGGGGAGAGGGGUGGACCUGGAAACAGGAGACAAAGGGCUGUGAGACAUGGGUUUGAUCCUAGACACAUGAGAAGUGGGAUGUAUACGGAGGAUACAGGGCAACAGAAGACGAACAGCAGAGUGGCUAAUGAUCUUGGAGAUGGGGAAAGGGCCGAUAAACCGGGGGGAAAGUUUGCGGGACUCCACCAGGUGGGGCAGAUCUCGGGUGGACAGCCAUACCUUCUGCCCGAGACGAUACCGGGGAGCAGGGGUCCGGUGGCGGUCCGCUUGUCAUCGAUACCUGGAGGUGGUUUUGUGAAGAGCCGACCGGGCUCUCCUCCAGGUACGACGACAGCGGCGGACAAACAUCUGGGCCGAGUGUAUGCCGACCUCUUCCUCUUGCUCCGGGAAGAGCGGGGGCUGAUGGGGUUUGGCGGAGACCAGGCAGCGCAGAGUCGUCUCCAGGUCUUGGUUGGCUCGCUCCGACUGGCCGUUGGACUGAGGGUGGAAACCGGAGGACAGGCUGGCCGAUGACCCAAUGAGUGUGCAGAAUGCCUUCCAGAACCGGGACGAGAACUGAGGACCCCGGUCGGAGACCAUGUCCACUGGGAGUCCAUGGAUCCGGAAGACGUGCUGCACCAUGAGCUGGGCCGUCUCUUUGGCGGAGGGUAGCUUGGGGAGAGGAAUGAAGUGGGUGGCUUUGGAAAACCGGUCCACAACUGUCAGGAAGUUGAACCGGGUGAAAAGCAGGGCCCACCUAGCUUGCCUGGAAUUGAGAUGCUUGGCGGUGCGGAGAUAUUCCAAGUUCUUGUGGUCUGUCCACACAAUGAACGGAUGUUCCGCCCCCUCCAGCCAGUGCCUCCACUCCUCGCCAUCUUCACCGCGAGAAGCUCACGACUCCGCACAUCAUAACUCCUCUCCGUGGUGUUGAGGCUAUGGGAGAAGAAGGCGCAGGGAUGUAACUUGAGGUCCAGGGCCGAACGCUGGGACAGGACCGCCCCCACUCCGACAUCCAAAGCAUCGGCCUCCACCAUGAACUGGCGGGACUCUUGCCGAAGCUGGAGUAACUUCCGGGCAGCCUCUCUCCCAGACAAUGGAGCAUCGAAAACCUUUUUUACCUCCUGCAGGAACUCCUCCAGAAGCAUAAGGCCGACUGUUGUUCCCACACUGCCGUAGCCCAGGCGAGAGCCCUCCCGGACAUCAGCGUGAUGAGGUAUGCUAUCUUAGAGCGGUCUGAGGGGAGGGAGGAGGGCUGCAGCUCGAUGAUGAGCGAACACUGAGCGAGAAAUGCUAGACAGGUUCCCAACUCACCAGUGAAGCGUUCCGGGGGAGGUAAGCGGGGUUCUCGGGAAACCAGUGUGGCCAGGGAGGCAGCGCUGCUAACAGCCGGGUUACUGAGGGGAUGGGAGGUUACCGUCGUGGUAGGCUGCCUAGCAGACAACCCGCGGAAUUGCUCCAGCAAUGGGUUAAACGCUCAGUCAUGGCAUUUGGCCAAGGUCUGGAACCCUUCCAUGAGACCACGAAGCAACUCCUCGUGCCUUCCAAUGGUGGCUCCUUGGGAGGAGAUGGCAUUGCGGAGCUGGUCCGAGUCUGCUGGGUCAGUCAUGGCCAGUUCGUACUAUCACGUUUCAGGAGAAGACCCAGAUGUAGACCGUGUCGAAGUAACAAAAGUUUAUUACAAAAACAGGGUGCAGGCAAACAACAUGUCAAGGGCAGGAAGAGGUCAGUAAUCCAGAUCAGAGUCCAAAAGGUAAAGAACGGCAAGCAGUCUCAGGGUCAGGGCAGGCAGAGGUCAAUAAUCCAGGGUGGUGUGACAAGGUACAGAACGGCAAGCAGGCUCAGGGCAGGCAGAAUGGUCAAAACUGGGAAAACUAGAAAACAGGAACUUGAGAUAGACAGGAGCAAGGGGAAAACCGCUGGUAGGCUUGACGAAACAAAACAAACUGUCAACAGACAAACAGACAACACAGGUAUAAAUACACUGGGGAUAAUGGGGAAGAUGGGCGAUACCUGGAGGGGGGUGGAGACAAUCACAAAGAAAGGUGAAACAGAUCAGGGUGUGACACCUCUUCCUCUUUCUUAAUUUGCCAAGCAAGUCUUUCCCGUGCACUUUCACCUUGCUCAACAUAUUGUUGCUUGGAUUUCAUGGCAGCAAUCUAUGCAGAUCGGGUGUUUAUUGUGUUACAGUGAGGGAAAAAAGUAUUUGAUCCCCUGCUGAUUUGAUCCCCUGCAAAAAUGUAAUAAAUUGAUUUGCAUUUUAAUGAAGGAAAUAAGUAUUUUACCCCCUCUCAAUCAGAAAGAUUUCUAGCUCCCAGGUGUCGUUUAUACAGGUAACGAGCUGAGAUUAGGCGCACACUCUUAAAGGGAGUGCUCCUAAUCUCAGCUUGUUACCUGUAUAAAAGACACCUGUCCACAGAAGCAAUCACUCAAUCAGAUUCCAAACUCUCCGCCAUGGCCAAGACCAAAGAGCUCUCCAAGGAUGUCAGGGACAAGAUUGUAGACCUACACAAGGCUACAAGACCAUCGCCAAGCAGCUUGGUGAGAAGGUGACAACAGUUGGUGCGAUUAUUUGCAAAUGGAAGAAACAUAAAAGAACUGUCAAUCUCCCUCUGCCUGGGGCUCCAUGCAAUAUCUCACCUCGUGGAGUUGCAAUGAUCAUGAGAACGGUGAGGAAUCAGCCCAGAACUACAUGGGAGGAUCUUGUCAAUGAUCUCAAGGCAGCUGGGACCAUAGUCACCAAGAAAACAAUUGGUAAAACACUACGCCACGAAGGACUGAAAUCCUGCAGCGCCCGCAAGGUCCCCCUGCUCAAGAAAGCACAUAUACAGGCCCGUCUGAAGUUUGCCAAUGAACAUCUGAAUGAUUCAGAGGAGAACUGGGUGAAAGUGUUGUGGUCAGAUGAGACCAAAAUCGAGCUCUUUGGCAUCAACUCAACUCGCCGUGUUUGGAGGAGGAGGAAUGCUGCCUAUGACCCCAAAGAACACCAUCCCCACCGUCAAACAUGGAGGUGGAAACAUUAUGCUUUGGGGGUGUUUUUCUGCUAAGGGGACAGGACAACUUCACCGCAUCAAAGGGACGAUGGACGAGGCCAUAUACCGUCAAAUCUUGGGUGAGAACCUCCUUCCCUCAGCCAGGGCAUUGAAAAUGGGUCGUGGAUGGGUAUUCCAGCAUGACAAUGACCCAAAACACACGGCCAAGGCAACAAAGGAGUGGCUCAAGAAGAAGCACAUUAAGGUCCUGUAGUGGCCUAGCCAGUCUCCAGACCUUAAUCCCAUAGAAAAUCUGUGGAGGGAGCUGAAGGUUUGAGUUGCCAAACGUCAGCCUCGAAACCUUAAUGACUUGGAGAAGAUCUGCAAAGAGGAGUGGGACAAAAUCCCUCCUGAGAUGUGUGCAAACCUGGUGGCCAACUACAAGAAACGUCUGACCUCUAUGAUUGCCAACAAGGGUUUUCCACCAAGUACUAAGUCAUGUUUUGCAGAGGGGUCAAAUACUUAUUUCUCUCAUUAAAAUGCAAAUCAAUUUAUAACAUUUUUGACAUGCGUUUUUCUGGAUUUUGUUGUUGUUAUUCUGUCUCUCACUGUUCAAAUAAACCUACCAUUAAAAUUAUAGACUGAUCAUGUCUUUGUCAGUGGGCAAACGUACAAAAUCAGCAGGGGAUCAAAUACUUGUUUCCCUCACUGUAUAUUCAAGCUUCAAAGUUUUUCACUGUUGAAGGGUGUUAGCAUUUCUAUCUGAACUUUUCUUUCUAAAUCUUGGAUUUUCUGUUCUAGUAUUUCUAAUUCUUUAUGGGUAUUUUUCUUAUGUGAAGAGUAAGACAUGAUCCAACCUUUCAUAUAUGCUUUAAAUUGGGCAUACUUCAAUAUCUACAUUUAUUUCCAAAAACAUGUGUUGUAACAUUGUGUUGAAUCACCAUGUCUUUGCUAUUGGCAUAGGAGAUUAUGUUUUGGAUAAUAACCACUAUACUUUAUUACAAAUAAGGUCUUACAGAGUUUUUGUUGCAUCAAUAAAUUACUUUAUUAAAAUUUCAACAAAGCCGAUACCAGUCUGCAGAAUGGCACACCGUUCUGUUUUCCUCACGUCCCAUUAUAUACCAUCAUCCCCAACUCUUCUAGCUCUAAAUCCCUCCCUCUUCAGUUUCCCGCUCUUUAUCACUCCACACCCACUUCCUUUGUCCCUGAGGACGGCUGAACUAUUACUCCAACCAAUCACUCGCUCCCCUGUCUUGCACACACACUGUAGCUCUCUUCACGACAACAGACACAGGUUGGUUCCUUGAAACGGGCGUUUAUUGCCUUGCAUGUCUUUUUCUUCGAUGCAUCCACGUCACGCCGUGAGAACUAUAUAUUUGAAUGAACACAGUAACGUUGAUAAAUUAUACAGUACUGAAACAAAAUAAUACAAAUGGCGCUCGGCGCGACAAUACAAAUGGUGCUUGGCGCGACAAUACAAAAGGCACUUGGCGCGAAUAUAAACAAAGUUCUACAGGUUGAACAAAAUACCUCGUUGGCUGCUUGUCCUGAAAAGAGGUUCUUAAAUCCUUAAAGUCCCUUGAAAGUCCUUUUACUGUCUUUCUUGGCCUCUGCCAUCAACAAUUAUAACUCAGAUUAAGAUCUGCUUAAGUUAGAUUGCACACAGUCAAUUAACUAAUUCCGUAGCAGUAACAUUUUUAUGUUCCGGGAUGGAACAUAAAAACACAAACAAUGGCCUAACGUUAAUUUUACCUGUUACAUCACAUUUAAAUUCUUACCUAUACAUCAAUGAAUCAUUUAUUUAUUUACUACAUCAAAUAAACCAUGAAUUAUGUAUUAAACAUGCAUCGUGAACACAGCAUCUAUGUAACACCACUUACACACACUCAUGUUUAGUUUAAACAUGACAAGGCCCUAUAUUACACAAACCUCACCCCCUCAUGCUGUAAUCAAUCAAGAAGAUACCAAGGAGACAAAGGUCUAGCCCAAACUCUAUUCAACCCUGGUGCCGCUCCCUUCACUGUGUUUGAAGAGAGAGACAAAAGGCCACAAGCUAGUUUCAGUCUCUCAUCAGAUAAGACAGCCAUGGAUUUAAGUAAGAGCAAGCAAUCUGACUUUCUGGAUAAGUUGCAAAACAACUAGACACAUGGCAACAGUGGAGCGCCAAGGGGCUGGGACCAGCCUGUGCGCCAACGGAUAGGCUGAGUAAGUCUGAACCACGCUCAGUCUCUACUCUGAUUGGCCAGCAGGGAGCGGGAACUAUCUCUGUCAGAGUAUUUGAAGAAGAACUUAGAACAAUGGAUCAGUUCUCUGUCUGCCCUGCGUGGUAUCUCAGUGAGCCCGUAUACGAACCAUCAUACUUAUCAUACUUAUAUUUUGCAUAUAAUACAUUUAGCUUGGAUUGAAUAUCUCUUGAUUAUGUUUUCUCUUAUUCCAAUACCAGAUUUGAAUUACGCAAUUUCUAACAUGACCCUAGGGCAGAUUCCCUCUCUACUCACCCACACAGUGAAAUUAAACGACCCAAUACAAUUCCUGGCCCAGUAACAAAGAAUUCUAACUUUAUGCUCUUGAUUAACCCAGUUCUACCUCAUAGUCCAUUAAACUCUACAGUUAAUUAAUAAUAAUUCGCCACAGUUUGAGCUUUAGCGUGAAGGACAAUGGGCUAUGGUCAGUAAUUAUUCUAGGACGGUAUUUACAUUCAGAAACACAGUCAAAAGAAAAGUUUACAAUAAAAAAGUCAAUUCUUGAAUAUGAUUUGUGGACAUUUGUGGUUGUAAUCAUUCUUUUUUUGAUUUGUGGACAUUUGUGGUUGUAAUCAUUCUUUUUUUUUUUACAUUUUAUGAGGGGGGAGGGUGUGCACAUUUUUUUACAGUACAAGGGUAUGGUCAUGUGAAAAUAUUUUUAACGUUGGGGAGGGGGGUGCAUUUUUUUGAUGACACCUCCAGCCAAAAUAAUGGAAUAGGUCAUCCCACUCAGGGUAAAUAACAAGAGAAAAACAACAUCAAUAAAAUGAAUUUGAUUAUUUAGGCAUUAGGCAUCAUCAUAGUAUAUUAAAAAGAUAAAUUAAUUUAACUCUCCAUAUAAUUCUCCAAUGAAAUGAAUGUAAACAGAUGUAGGUCUAUAACCACUGGAGUAGCUUACAGUUCUAUCGAACUGCACGCAACCACAUGUGGUGCGCACUCCUCUUGACCCAACGGUGGACAGAGCGGGCGGAUUACUAAGAGCAGGGUAGUAUAGUAACUGUAUUAACAUCAAUGCAACAUCAGUCUGCUCUGGGUAGAGCCAAAGACAGUGCAAUUUAUUCACUUGAUUUUUCAGAGUUUAACGGCUACAUGUUCAGCUACAUUUCUUGUACAUUCCCACCUUGGGAUUCAGUUAAUGAACUAAUUUCGAUAUAAUUUUCCAACAAAGAGCUGGAAAUAAUUAUUGAAAGGUGCAUAAUUGUGAGCAAAUAGCCUACUUGUUCGUCUCUCUAUUUUAUAAACUCCGCAAUUGCCCAUGUUUCUUCUUCAACAUUCAUUGAACCAAUUUAUUAACAUUAUAAAUUGAACUUUCUAUGGGAGAAUACAAAUAAAAGGAUAAUUGACACGUGAUGAUUUCAUGUUUCCCACAUUGAUAACACAUAUAUCAAUUUCCACCUUAUGCCUAAAUUCGGCAAAAGUUUUAAAAAACAUAAUAAUAAUAAAAAAUAAGAAGGAAGGGAGAGAGAGAGAGCAAUGGAAAUAAAAGUACUGUGUGCUUACAAUUUAAGCAUCUUAGGCUGUUUGACAUUUGAUCUCUCCCAGUCUUUUUUCACAUAUAGGCCAUUUAAAUUCUUUCCACCCACUCAGGCCUUUAUAGCCUAUUGGCUGGGAAGCAUUCCAAAAUAAUUGUCCAGCUGAUAGCAAUCAUCAUGUUGUCUUGUUCACUUGUCAAUUCCUUACUUAAACAAAUUCCUAUUCAUUACCUAUUCAGUAUUUAGUAUUUUAUUAGUAUCCCCAUUAGUUACUGCUAAAGCAGCAGCUACUCUUCCUGGGGUCCACACAAAACAUGAAACAUGAUAUAAUACAGAACAUGAAUAGACAAGUACAUCCCAAGGACAGAACUACAUGCAUUUAAAAUAAUGAUACACGCUUUCAUACAUUUAUGCCUACUGAAUGCACGUGCAACACACAAAAAUGGAAACGCAAUAACAAGGAGGUGCGUUGCAAGUAGGCUGACACCUUUCGCUGAAUUACCCUGACGUGAAUAUAGCAACCUUGUUUCGCAAAAUUCUCCUGAAAUGAAUAAAGCUACCUUGUUUCUAUAGUUACUGUCUAUAAUGGGUAUCCUGGGGUAAAGUAUUAAACCUAUUGCUAUAAGUAUUGCUAUAAGUAUUAAACCUAUUGCUGUUGUGAAUGUUUGUCCUUGACACUGUCUGUUUGGGCUACUGUUUGCGACAUGCACAUCAUGUGUGGUGUGUGUCUCUGUAUAUGUGUGUGUGUGUGUGUGCAUUAUCAAAUGGUUUGGUUAUAUUGUGUCUGUACACAGGCCUGCCUGGAGAUAUCACCUCAGAUGGGCUAGAGGUGUCCUUCGCUACCAAUCAUGUGGGUCCUUUCCUCCUCACCAACCUGCUUCUGGGUAAGACAACACAUAUCUUAUGGGUAAGACACCACAUAUCUUCUGGGUAAGACACCACAUAUCUUCUGGGUAAGACACCACAUAUCUUCUGGGUAAGACAACACAUAUCUUUUGGGUAAGACAACGCAUACCUUCUGGGUAAGUCAACACGUAUCUUCUGGGUAAGACAACACAUAUCUUCUGGGUAAGACAACACAUAUCUUCUGGAUAAGACAACACAUAUAUUCUGGCUAAGACACCACAUAUCCCAAUUGAAAUAAGACAACACAUAUAUUCUGGGUAAGACACCACAUAUCCCAAUUGAAAGAGGUGUUUCAGCCCAGCUUGAACAAAAGGCAAUCCUUACACUUCAAAAACAUUCUUUAUAUACUGAACAGAAAUAUAAACGCAACAUGCAACAAUUUCAACGAUUUUACUGAGUUACAGUUCAUAUAAGGAAAUCAGUAAAUUGAAAUAAAUAAAUUAGGCCCUAAUCUAUAGAUUUCACAUGACUGGGAGACAGGCCCACUUGGGAGCCAGGCUGAAGCCAAUCAGAAUGAGUUUUUCCCCACAAAAAGGCUUUAUUACAGACAGAAAUACUACUUAGUUUCAUCAGCUGUGCUGGUGGCUGGUCUCAGACGAUCCCGCUGGUGAAGAAGCCGGAUGUGGAGGUCCUGGGCUGGCGUGGUUACACGUGGUCUGUGGUUGUAAGGCCAGUUGGACGUACUGCCAAAUUCUCUUUUUAUUUUAUUUUAUUUUAUUUCACCUUUAUUUAACCAGGUAAGCCAGUUGAGAACAAGUUCUCAUUUACAACUGCGACCUGGCCAAGAUAAAGCAAAGCAGUGCGAUAAAAACAACAACACAGAGUUACAUAUGGGGUAAAAAAAACAUAAAGUCAAAAAAUACAACAGAAAAUAUAUAUACAGUGUGUGCAAAUGUAGCAAGUUAUGGAGGUAAGGCAAUAAAUAGGCUAUAGUGCAAAAUAAUUACAAUUAGUAUUAAAAAUUGGAAUGCUAGAUGUGCAAGAGAUUAUGUGCAAAUAGAGAUACUGGGGUGCAAAAGAGCAAAAUAAAUAACAAUAUAGGGAUGAGGUAGUUGGGUGGGCUAAUUUCAGAUGGGCUGUGUACAUGUGCAGUGAUCGGUAAGGUGCUCUGACAACUGAUGCUUAAAGUUAGUGAGGGAGAUAAGAGUCUCCAGCUUCAGAGAUUUUUGCAAUUCGUUCCAGUCAUUGGCAGCAGAGAACUGGAAGGAAUGGCGGCCAAAGGAGGUGUUGGCUUUGGGAAUGACCAGUGAGAUAUACCUGCUGGAGCGCAGACUACGGGUGGGUGCUGCUAUGGUGACCAAUGAGCUAAGAUAAGGCGGGGAUUUGCCUAGCAGUGAUUUAUAGAUGGCCUGGAGCCAGUGGGUUUGACGACGAACAUGUAUUGAGGACCAGCCAACGAGAGCGUACAGGUCACAGUGGUGGGUAGUGUAUGGGGCUUUGGAGACAAAACGGAUGGCACUGUGAUAGACUACAUCCAAUUUGCUGAGUAGAGUGUUGGAGGCUAUUUUGUAAAUGACAUCGCCAAAGUCAAGGAUCGGUAGGAUAGUCAGUUUUACGAGGGCGUGUUUGGCAGCAUGAGUGAAGGAGGCUUUGUUGCGAAAUAGGAAGCCGAUUCUAGAUUUAACUUUGGAUUGGAGAUUCUUAAUGUGAGUCUGGAAGGAGAGUUUACAGUCUAACCAGACACCUAGGUAUUUGUAGUUGUCCACAUACUCUAGGUCAGACCCGUCGAGAGUGGUGAUUCUAGUCGGGUGGGCGGGUGCCAGCAGCGUUCGAUUGAAGAGCAUGCAUUUAGUUUUACUAGUGUUUAAGAGCAGUUGGAGGCUACUGAAGGAGUGUUGUAUGGCAUUGAAGCUCGUUUGGAGGUUUGUUAACACAGUGUCCAAUGAAGGGCCAGAUGUAUACAAAAUGGUGUCGUCUGCGUAGAGGUGGAUCUGAGAGUCACCAGCAGCAAGAGCGACGUCAUUGAUAUACAUGGAGAAAAGAGUCGGCCCAAGAAUUGAACCCUGUGGCAGCCCCAUAGAGACUGCCAUAGGUCCAGACAACAGGCCCUCCGAUUUGACACAUUGAACUCUAUCUGAGAAGUAGUUGGUGAACCAGGCGAGGCAGUCAUUUGAGAAACCAAGGCUAUUUAAGAAUGUGGUGGUUGACAGAGUCAAAAGCCUUGGCCAGGUCGAUGAAGAUGGCUGCACAGUACUGUCUAUUAUCGAUCGCGGCUAUAAUAUUGUUUAGGACCUUGAGCGUGGCUGAAGUGCACCCAUGACCAGCUCGGAAACCGGAUUGCAUAGCGGAGAAGGUACGGUGGGAUUCGAAAUGGUCGGUGAUCUGUUUGUUAACUUGGCUUUCAAAUACUUUCGAAAGGCAGGGCAGGAUGGAUAUAGGUCUGUAACAGUUUGAAUCUAGAGUGUCACCCCCUUUGAAGAGGGGGAUGACCGCGGCAGCUUUCCAAUCUCUGGGGAUCUCAGACGUUACGAAAGAGAGGUUGAACAGGCUAGUAAUAGGGGUUGCGACAAUUUCGGCGGCUAGUUUUAGAAAGAAAGGGUCCAGAUUGUCUAGCCCAGCUGAUUUGUAGGGGUCCAGAUUUUGCAGCUCUUUCAGAACAUCAGCUGUCUGAAUUUGUGUGAAGGAGAAGCGGGGGGGGCAUGGGCAAGUUGCAGCGGAGGGUGCAGAGUUGGUGACCGGGGUAGUGGUAGCCAGGUGGAAAGCAUGGCCAGCCGUAGCAAAAUGCUUGUUGAAAUUCUCGAUUAUUGUAGAUUUAUCGGUGGUGAUAGUGUUUCCUAGCCUCAGUGCAGUGGGCAGCUGGGAAGAAGUGCUCUUAUUCUCCAUGGACUUUACAGUGUCCCAAAACUUUUUGGAGUUAGUGCUACAGGAUGCAACUUUCUGUUUAAAAAGUUAGCCUUUGCUUUCCUGACUGCUUGUGUAUAUUGGUUCCUAUUUUCCCUGAAAAGUUGCAUAUCGCGGGGGCUAUUUGAUGCUAAUGCAGUACGGCACAGGAUGUUUUUGUGCUGGUCAAGGGCAGUCAAGUCUGGAGUGAACCAGGGACUAUAUCUGUUCUUAGUUCAGAAUUUUUUGAAUGGGGCAGGCUUAUUUAAGAUGGAAAGGAUAGCACUUUUAAAGAACAACCAGGAAUCCUCUACUGACGGAAUGAGGUCAAUAUCCAUCCAGGAUACCCAGGCCAGGUCAAUAAGAAAGGCCUGCUCGCUAAAGUAUUUUAGGGAGCGUUUGACAGUGAUGAGGGGUGGUCGUUUGACCGCGGACCCAUUACGGACGCAGGCAACGAGGCAGUGAUCGCUGAGAUCCUGGUUGAAGACAGCGGAGGUGUAUUUAGAGGAUAAAUUAGUCAGGAUGAUAUCUAUGAGGGUGCCCAUGUUUACGGAUUUAGGGUUGUACCUGGUAGGUUCCUUGAUCAUUUGUGUGAGAUUGAGGGCAUCUAGUUUAGAUUGUAGGAUGGCCGGGGUGUUAAGCAUAUCCCAGUUUAGGUCACCAAGCAGUACGAACUCUGAGGAUGGAUGGGGGGCAAUCAAUUCACAUAUGGUGUCCAGGGCACAGCUGGAGGCUAAGGGGGGCCUGUAGCAAGCGGCAACAGUGAGAGACUUAUUUCUGGAAAGGUGGAUUUUUAGAAGUAGAAGCUCAAACCUUUUGGGCACAGACCUGGAUAGUAUAAUAGAGCUCUGCAGGCUAUCUCUACAGUAGAUUGCAACUCUGCGCCCUUUGGCAGUUCUAUCUAAACGGAAAAUGUUGUAGUUGGGAUGGACAUUUCUGCAUUUUUGGUGGCCUUCCUAAGCCAGGAUUCAGACACUGCUAGAACAACAGGGUUGGCGGAGUGUGCUAACGCAGUGAAUAACUCAAACUUAGGGAGGAGGCUUCUGAUGUUAACAUGCAAGAAACCAAGGCUUUUACGUUUACAGAAGUCAACAAAUGAUAGCGCCUGGGGAGUAGGAGUGAUACUGGGGGCUACAGGGCCUGGGUUAACCUCUACAUCACCAGAGGAACAGAGGAGGAAUAGAAUAAGGAUACGGCUAAAGGCUUUAAGAACUGGUCUUCUAGUGUGUUGGGUACAGAGAAUAAAAGGGGCAGAUUUCCGGGCGUUGUAGAAUAGAUUCAGGACAUUAUGUACAGACAAGGAUAUGGAAGGAUAUGAGUACAGUGGAGGUAAACCUAAGCAUUGGAUAACAAUGAAAGAGAUAGCAUCACUGGUGGUACCGAUUGAGCCGGUCUCCGCGUGUAUGGGGGGUGGGACAAAGGAGCUUUCUGAGGCAGGUUGAGCGGGACUGGGGGCUCUACAGUGAAAUAGUACAAUAAGAACUAACCGAAACAGCAAUAGGCAAGGCAUGUUGACAUGGGAGAGAGGCAUAAAGCAAUCACAGGUGUUAUUCGAGAGAGCUAAAACAACAGCUGGUAAUGGCGACGAAAGUUUGGGUUGAGGCUAAACAAAUAAACAGAAUGGGGUAGGCCAGUCCAGCAGGCAUCAGUCCAGCAGGCAUCAGCUGUGUAGCUUAAUGAUCAUAAAGUCCAGUGAACAGCAAUAGGUGAGUCCGGGAGCAGUUUGGUGGCUGCUACGGCAUAGGCGAGAAGGAGGCACGGCAGUUGAUUGCGUGUGCUAGCGGGCCGGGGCUAGCAGAUGGAUCUUCGUGGUCGUCGCAACGGGAAGCCUGUUGAUUACGUCGGCAGACCAGUCGUGAUGGAUCGGCGGGGCUCCGUGUCAACACUAGGAGGUCUUGUCCGGUUGACAGAGUGGUAGAUAGCCGGGAGAUGGGCCUGGCUCGAGACUAGCUCAAGGCUAACUGGUGCUUGCUUCGGGACAGUGGUGAUUAGCCAAAAACAACAACAGCCAUUCGGUUGCAGCUAGCUAGUUGUGAUGAUCCGGUGUUAAAUUCCAGUGAUUCAGUGAUUCAGGCAGAAGAUCGGAUAUGCUCUGGGUCAAUAGCGUGCUGUGCAGACUGUGCAGACUGGCCGAUAAUUGUCCAGGCUAGAGCUGGCUGGUAGGUAGUGCAGGCCCCGGACAAUGGUGAAGACCGCUAACGGCGGCUAAUAGCAAGUAGCUAGUUAGCUAGCUAAAGUGUCAUUGCCCAGGAAGGAAUGUUUUCUCAUGUUACAUUCCACACCUUACAUUGUAUUACUGUAUUUACUUCCCCUCCAACCUCUCUCCUCUGCUCUUCUUUUUCCCUCGCUCCCUCCCCACCUCCCAUCCCUUCCUCCCCACCUCCCAUCCCUUCCUCCGUCCCUCCUCCUCCAUCCCCACCCCCUCUCUAUCUCUCCCUCCAUCCUCUUCCCCCUGUCCCUCCCCUCUCUCCCUCCCUUUGUCCAGACCUGCUAAAACGAUCGGCGCCGGCGCGCAUCGUCAACGUGUCAUCCGUGAACCACUGGAGAGGCGUGGUCGACUUUUCGCACUUCAAGGGCGAGAACCUGGCCUACACCAUGGACAGCGUGUACAACCACACCAAGCUGCACAAUGUCAUCUGCACUAACGAGCUGGCACAAAGGCUACAAGGCACAGGUGGGUAAGAAUACCUCAGCAAGUAUUCAUAAAGCGUCUCAGAGUAGGAGUGCUGAUCUAGGAUCAGUUUUGGCAUUGGAUGAUAAUGAAUAAGAUUACAUGGACAGAGAGUACCUGAUCCUAGACCAACAAGCCUACUCUGAGAUGGUUUUGGAAUAAGGGCCCUGGUUCCAUUUAGCUUGUAGACAAUUGCUCUAGCCUGGCCCCUUACCCCACAGUUGAAUCCCAUUCAUAGCACAUCUGAAACUGUUUUGGCUAUAUGACCGGAGUGUGUAUUGGUAAUGUUUGGAAAAGUGAUACAGUCCUUGUUUAGAACACAUAGUAUAGCCAUAAGCUCUUUCACUGCUCCUAAAACAACUGUGUACGUGCAUAAGUAACAUUUUACAAUGAGCAUCAUUCCUGAGGGGUCUAAAGGGGAACGUGGUGAUAUAAUGAAAAGUUAGGCACCAAACAUCUUCUGUGCAGCUGGAGAUGGAGAUGGAGUUUCCCUGUGUGAGUCAAACUUCCCAUGAAAUCAGACUCAGGGAUAGCAACGCAGGUUAAUGGAGGGAUAGGGGUAAGGGCUUUAUGGGCUUUAGUGUGGUUUAUAAUGUGUUAUAGUGUGUGUCUGUGUCUGAGUCUGUGUGUCUGUGUCUGUGUCUGUGUCUGUGUCUGUGUCUGUGUCUGUCUGUGUGUGUCUGUGUGUGUUUGUGUGUAUGUGUGUGUGUAUGUGUGUGUGUGUGUGUGUGUGUGUGUGUGUGUGUGUGUCUCACAGGGGUGACAGCCAACUCCCUCCACCCUGGGGUGGUGAUGACAGAAGUGAUGAGACACUAUAACUUCCUGGUUCGGUUCCUCUUCAACCUGAUUGGAAUCUUUUUCUUCAAGGUGAAUACUUUGAAUCGUAACACUCUGGUGAAAAUUUGAAGAAAAAAAUGCUUUUAACACUAUUUUACAGUCCAGUUUCAUGUAAGAAGUUAACAGUGGAACAUUUCUGGUGACCCUCUUCCCAGAUCUGUUUGUGUUGUCUUGCCAGCUCCUAUGGUUAUAAUAAGACACCACAAACAGAUCUGGGACCAGGCUAACUUUCUGGUUCUAAGGGCUGUAUUCAAUCUGUAUCACUGAAGCGUUACAGAUUGUGCAGUAGAAAUGUAAAGGUAAUUUCCUAUUGAGCCGACAUAUGCAGCGUUUACCGUGAAUGUAGUCUCCACUAACGCGGGAUUCGGGAACAUUGCCUUUAAAUUUCAAUCACGCUGUAACACUGAAUUUCCGCAAUACGCAUUGAAUUAAAGCCCUUAAUUGAAAGAUUUCAACACAAAUUUCUACGGGCAAAUGUGAGCGCUAGUAGUGUUUGAAUGUUAGCAAAAUCAUGCAACCCCGCAGAAGGUUACUGCCACUCCGCUGCACGUCGUGGCACACCUUCUGCGUUUUGCAUUAUUUCCAUAGUACUCAUAGCCCCUCGUUGUUUAUCCCUCACACAAUAACCAUUUUAAACUGUAACUGCUAAAUAAAUAACUAGUUCAUAAUGAACUGAGUCAACCAAGGGCACCACAACAUAUGGCCACAUUUAAACAAAAGCCAGGUGGUAAAAAUGUGUCUUUAGCCCAGACUUAAAGGCAGUGCUGGUCUGGGCCAUGCAGAGAUGGAGGGGAAGCUUGUUCCACAGCUGGGGACCAAAGGAGUAGAAUGCUUGGUCCAUCGUUUUGAGGCAGGUCUUUGGAACAGAGAGGAGUCUCUGAUCAUUUGUCAUGAUCCUAAAGAUGAUGGUUUGCUUCGGUGGGGACCCAACCGAACAGUGGCACACUACAGCAUAUAAUGAGUUAACAAACAAGUUCACUCAAUAAGCCUGUAAAAACGGCUAGCUGGAGCUCGUCUCUGGGGUUGGCUGGAUAUGCCCUCACCUGCUAUGUACUUAAUGCUGAUUGGUUUUGGUCCUGUCCACUAUAGUGCUGUCCGGUUAGAACAUGAUGUUGAGGCUGGUAACUGUACGUUUUGCCACCACCACCAACACACACACACACGCGGCUACUUCCAUUUGAAUAUGUUUUAUAUGGGUGUGGUUAUUCCCAUGGACGCACAAUACUUUAGUAAGGAAACAGCAUGUGAAAGGUCCGUCAGCAUAUAACACUUGCUUCUUUCUCAAGACGGCAAAACAUGCUCUAACAUAAGGGCGAGAAGCCCUGGAGUUUGUCCAAUCGCCCUGAUAGGUUGGAAUGAAUGAUUGAUAGGUCUGAAAACCAGUCAGAUUGAAAGAGCCGGCCAACUAUAACCGAUACCACAUUUGCUAAUGAAAACAGUGUGUAUGUGUGUGUGUGUGUGUGUGUGUGUGUGUGUGUGUGUGUGUGUGUGUGUGUGUGUGUGUGUGUGUGUGUGUGUGUGUGUGUGUGUGUGUGUGUGUGUGUGUGUGUGUGUGUGUGUGUGUGUGUGUGUGUGUGUGUGUGUGUGUGUGUGUGUGUGUGUGUGUGUGUGCGUGUGUGCGUGUGUGUGUGUUUAUUUAUUUAUAUCAGUUUCACAAAAUCUCUUUAGCAGAUGUCCAUGAGUGAACAUGGCAAUUGUGUAUAAGUUCUGAGCUCCAAGUAAAGGGACACUCCCCUUCCUGGCAUGACUCAAAGAAACAAAGCACAGACAAAGAUAUUUACUAGAACUCAAUGUGCUUACACAUUGUUGUUUCUUUUAUGCAGAGGUGGUUAAUGUUUAUGCCCUCACCCUCUUCUCCCAUCUCUGUCCACACAGUCUUCUGAGGAAGGGGCAGUGAGCACUAUCUACUGUGCUGUCGCAGAGGAGACGGAGGGAAUAACAGGGAAGUACUUUGACAGCGACUGUUCCCUGGUUCUCCCCGCCCCCCUGGCCAGAGACCCCGCCCUCGCAGUCAAGGACUUUGAGUUCUGCGAGAGAUUGACAUCCAAGCUCUGAUUACUUAAAAGAGGGCGAGAGAGAGAGAGAGAGAGAGAG
Molecule: messenger RNA, 21568 nt
Organism: Coregonus sp. 'balchen'
Lineage: Eukaryota; Metazoa; Chordata; Actinopteri; Salmoniformes; Salmonidae
Source: the annotation of a GenBank genome assembly